Aspergillus bombycis is the source of this 1521-nucleotide messenger RNA. Its product is annotated as NuA4 histone acetyltransferase complex catalytic subunit ESA1. The transcript is spliced from 6 exons. Gene Ontology annotation, biological process: regulation of DNA-templated transcription. NCBI's taxonomy places the organism in Eukaryota, Fungi, Ascomycota, Eurotiomycetes, Eurotiales, Aspergillaceae. Gene Ontology annotation, molecular function: histone acetyltransferase activity. The record is from RefSeq and is a predicted model, not a curated record. The coding region runs from base 1 to 1521 and encodes 506 amino acids.
AUGGGCGUCAGAGAUUCCCAUGGGGAGGCAACCGCGACACCGGACCCCGUUGAGAAGGGGUUCGCCACCCUCAACACCGUUCGGAUCGGUGUUAAGGCUAUGGUUCAGAAGGAUGGAGAAUUGAGAAAAGCCGAGAUUUUGUCCAUUAGACAGCGCAAAGAUGGCCCAAGCUUUUAUGUCCAUUACGUCGAUUUCAACAAGCGUCUCGACGAGUGGAUUGAUUCCGCAAGGAUUGAUUUAUCCCACGAGGUUGAAUGGCCACAGCCUGAGAAACCAGAGAAGAAGAAAGCAGGUCCUGGUAACAAAGUGCCAAGCAAGAAUGCUCAGAAGCGUGCAAGAGCUGGAAGCCGCGAGGUUUCGGCAACCCCAGAUCUUUUGACGGGCAAGAAUACCAAUGUUGGCAAAGCACAGCGUCCGUCUAAGGCUGGCGGGAAGGAAAACCGUGAUGAGACGCCUGCAAAUUUGUCAGUCCUAGAUUCAGAAGCUAUUUCUGCAGAUGUGACCCCUAAGCCCGAAUCCGAAGAUGUUGAUAUGAUUGGCGUCAGCUUCACGGAUACCAAGGAGGAGCAUGAGCAAGGUAAAAUGUCACGCGAAGAGGAAAUCGAACGGCUGCGUACAAGCGGGAGUAUGACCCAAAAUCCUACGGAAAUUCAUCGCGUGCGUAACCUGAAUCGUCUACAAAUGGGCAAGUUUGAUAUUGAGCCCUGGUACUUCUCUCCUUAUCCUGCCUCGUUUUCAGAUGUCGAUAUGGUCUACAUUGAUGAAUUUUGCUUGAGUUAUUUCGACAACAAACGCGCUUUCGAGCGUCACCGUGCGAAAUGCACCCUUGUGCACCCACCUGGAAACGAGAUCUACCGUGAUGACCAUAUAUCAUUUUUUGAAGUGGACGGUCGACGCCAGCGCACCUGGUGCCGCAAUCUUUGCCUUCUUAGCAAGCUCUUCCUUGACCAUAAAACACUUUACUACGACGUCGACCCUUUCCUAUUCUACUGCAUGGCCACUCGAGAUGAAACCGGUUGCCAUCUGGUGGGCUAUUUCUCCAAAGAAAAAGAUUCCGCAGAAGGCUAUAACCUUGCUUGCAUCUUGACUUUGCCACAAUACCAGCGUCUCGGCUACGGACGACUGCUUAUCUCCUUUAGCUAUGAGCUCAGCAAGCGAGAAGGAAAGCUCGGUUCUCCAGAAAAGCCCCUCAGUGACCUGGGUUUGCUAAGUUACCGGCAAUACUGGCGAGAAACACUCGUGGAAUUACUCAUAGAGCCGGAUCGAGAGUCCAUGAGUGAGAACGAGCUUGCUGUGCUAACAUCGAUGACCGAGAAGGAUGUACAUGAGACACUGGUUGUGUUCAACAUGCUUAGAUACCACAAAGGAAACUGGGUUAUUGUCCUCACGGACCAAGUCGUUGAACAACACAAUAAGCGUCUUGAGAAAGAGAAAAUCAAAGGGUCGCGCAAAAUCGACCCUGCUCGUUUACAAUGGAAGCCUCCAGUCUUCACAGCUUCAAGCCGAACAUGGAAUUGGUGA